UCCUUCGUUUUCCGCUUGCGCCAUUCCUCACGGGCCGUGAUUGAGCUAGUACAGAUGAGAUCGGGUUCAGAUUGAUCAAUCUAGUCGAAUCAUUUUUUGUCUGCUGCCCUCUCUGGCUCUAGGUUCUCCCACACUCAUUGGUAUGCGCGGUCAGAGAGUGCCUGUGAUGUUAUCUCUGACUCGAUAUUGAAACGGAGCCGCUGAACAUGAGGCCUGCGCACACUGUGACUGAUCUCAGUGCAGUGUGGGAUAAAAGAAUACACACGGACCCACCCACCCUUCAAUCCUCCUCUCUCGAGUGCGAUGGAGCAUUUCUACCUCCCUGCAGACGAUUAUCAGAAGCAGAUCGACGAGAUUGAGGCUCGAAUGGCUCAGCUGGACCGUGAAGAAGAUGCCGCACUGAAAGCCAAGGUCGCCGAGAGGCUUAGCCACUUACUGAAUAGGGUUCACAAAUGGGAACCGGGACCCUACAAAAACAUAUUCUACAACCUCAUGAAUAGACGGACACAAUCGCCGGCUCAGCCUGUCAGUCAACGGCUCCUCGUGCUCUGGAAUCAAUAUCAAUUGGAGUCCCUGACAUUGAAAUUCCACCGCGAAAGCAGGCAGAGCGCCAAUAUCGCGAUCCCCGGUAGCUCCGGAAACCUACGGCAGACACCAACUCCCGGGUAUGCUCCCGGUCUUCAAGGAUACCUUAGUCCUGGAGGCCAAGCGGCAGCCAUGCCGGCCGAGGUAACUCAUUCCCAAGGACUGCCGAUGAGAAUGCUGUCCCAGUCGGCCAUGGCGCCUGCAGCGCAAGGCGAAUAUCAGCCUUCGGCUGGACGCGGUGGACUGGCGAGGCUGGCGCCAACUCCGCUGGAGAACAGCCCCUCCACCUCGAUUCGCAGUCGAACCAGCUCAAACCUAUUCGAUGUUCAAGAUAUGGAGUGAUUCAUUCUUGUGGUCUCAAUCUCCCAAUCUGUACUUGUUGCGAUCGAUGUUCCUAUAAACCGUGGUCGUCUAUGAAUUUGUCUGUCCGAUAAACCUGAAAGGCUUAUGCGAAUCUAAUGGAACGAACGAACCGACUGCUGAUUCUCCAUUAUAACGAGGUUUGCUGAGAUCCUGCCGGCGCAGCCGCUCGGUAUGCCCAGUACAACAAGUCUAAGUACGAACAUGGAUUAGAUGGCAUGCGUCCGGUGCCAGUAUUUUCUACAUAAAAGCCAGCGAUAACAGUAACACAACGUCCAGAACCAACGUCUGUCUAGUUUACUCCGGUGGCUGUUUCCCGCCACCCUUCCCGCUCUCCAGAUCCGACAUAGGGACGCGGUCGUAGCCCUGUUUCGCAGCCUCCGUUUCCUGGUGCUUGAACCACGUGUACAAAAGCGAUCCCCCGAGAAUCGUGGCGAUGGAUGUAGC
Molecule: messenger RNA, 1392 nt
Organism: Mycena citricolor
Lineage: Eukaryota; Fungi; Basidiomycota; Agaricomycetes; Agaricales; Mycenaceae
Source: the annotation of a GenBank genome assembly